AUGUCCUCGCCGUCUUCUGGGGAGCAGUACGAGGAGGAGGAGGACGGCGCCUACGAGAGCCAGGCCAAGCGGCUGAAGCCCAGCGCCGCCGCCGAGGAGGGCGAGAUCGAGUACGGGGCUGAGGAGGGCGAGAGCCGCAGGGAGAAGGCCGCCCCUCGCGCCGGGGGCUUCUCCGGAGGGGUAAGCAGGGCCGGCCUCUUAUAGUCCGACGCGCUGCGAGCGAACGGCGGGUGGAGGAGACCCGCGUCAGCCCGAGCCGAGGUGCGCCUACUCGGGAGUAUAUCUCCUGCGCGCCUUACUCCCAAGUAGGCGUGUGUAGCGCCGGGAGCCUAAUGCUUAUACCCGCAAAUUGAAGAGGGUUUUUAUACAAAAAAAUCAUAAAAAGGAGAAUCCCAAGUUUUUCUACUAAGUUUUGUUCCUUAUUAGCCUUAUGCAUUUUCGUGUUUUCAUAUUGUUAACCUCCUUGAGAUCCUGGGAUGAACGGCGGUGUAAAAAAUGAAUAAUAAUAAUAAUAAUAAGCGUGCAUGUGGGAAGAGAACUGGACAUGUUCCAGAAGGAUUAGUCUGUUAUGGUAAACGACAUUUUAAGGUGCGACAGUUUUGUGUUUUUUUCAAUGUCAACUUGUGGAAGAAGAAGAUUUAAUGAGCCGGAGAGACCCCUUCGUUGGAUGCAUCGUGGGGUUUGCCACCAGCCGACUGAGGAUGUGUAGCUCCGCUUUUGUCCAUCAAAGGAUUUAUUGUGCGGGAGGCAAAAAAAAAUAUUUUCGCUUCCUCUAAUAAAACAACGGGGAGAGCGAGGUGUUUUCCAUUGUUCACUUUUCUGAAGGCAGUUUGUUCUUACAUCCCUGAAUUGCGUUGUAUUUAUAACUUCGGCUUCCAUUCCCCCCCCCCCCCCCGCCGAAAUGCGGGGAGAGAGAAUUGUAGGUGGAAACUGAGUAUUGCAACCUCCAUAUGUGUACAUAUUCACAUGUUUUCAUCCCUUAAUGAGAUAAGUAAGCUGUGUGCACAGGGUGCGGGGAAUGAUGACCAUCUGUGUCCUUUCCUUGCAAUAAAGAAUAGUAUGUUUCAUUGGAGGUGCUCUGGCGUCCAUGGCUUUUUUUCAUAGAGAGCCCUGCAGCGUUUGGCAGGGAAUGUAUUUGUUCUCUCUGUGUGUGCGUCAUACCCGUCAAGCAUAGGAACUACACUAUAGAGAAAAGAGCCAGAGGGCUUUUGUCCUUUAUUAAACAGUUGAUCAGCAGUUGGAACAAAUAAACCUAAGGAGAUUGUGGAAGCUUGGACAUUCUUAAGAACAGACUGGACCUGUAUCUUUAGGGGGAAAUCCAGUAUUGUAGGAUAAACCUCUGUUAGGGGCGGGAUAAUUGCAUUUGGAUCAUUUGGAUUAGCACAUUUUUAUUAAUUGAUAAAUAACAUUGAAAUAAUCCAAUUUGUUGGGCACGUAUUUGAUGUCUGUUAUGGUCUGAAUUCUUCACAGCCAAAUUUAAACGCCCAUUUCCCCAUGUACAACCAAGGCAGCACAAAUAAAUUUCUCCGUUUUGAACAUUUGUACUGUUACUAUUAAAAUCUGUUAUUGUACUGUUAUUAGUAAAACUAAGUGUGGAAUUUUCAGUCUUCAAAGCCUAAAGCAAGAAGACGCAUGUACAGUGGUGCCCCGCAAGACGAAUGCCUCGCAAGACGGAAAAACCGCUAGACGAAAGGGUUUUCCGUUUUGAAGUUGCUUCGCAGGACGAAUUCCCCUAUGGGCUUGCUUCGCAAGACGAAAAUACCUUGCGAGUCUUGAGAUUUUUUUUUCGCUCCCCCCCCCCCUUUAUCUAAUCUGCUAAGCCUUUAAUAGCCUUUAAUAGCCUUUUAGCAGCUAAUCCCCUAAGCCUUUAAGCCUUUAAUAGCCGCUAAACAGCUGAUAGCGCUAAUAGCGCUAAUCCGUCAAUGGGCUUGCUUCGCAAGACGAAAAAACCGCUAGACGAAGACUCUUGCGGAACGGAUUAAUUUCGUCUUGCGAGGCACCACUGUAUUAAGAAACAUGUAGUGCUAUUAUAGCUGCUAGUACACAAGGUACUUUUUCAUUUAUCAUUACAACCUCCCUUUGCAGUAUGUUAGAUGGAGAUAAAAUUUCUUUAUAAGUUGAUUCUACUUCAUGAUACAAAGUCAGCUGAUCUCUGAAGCUGUUUCACUACAUAUUGCCAUUCCCAUUUUGUUCAUAUUCUGUCUGGCUAAGAUCAUGCAAAAACAUUUGUCAAGUUUAUCUCAGAUUGGGACAGUUCAGUUUUGCACUAUAAUUGGAGUUUAAGAAAGAUGUUAAUAGAAUUUUGUUACAUAUUACAAGAUCCAAGAGCUCCCUUCAUAAAAACAUCAAGGCUCUACUUCCUUCCCCCUACUGUCCAUAUUUUUACAAAAGGUUUGGUUGGCAUCUGUUACAGAUAAAUAAAAUUGCUGUUAUGAGUAUUUAAUUUUAGAAAUUCAGACGGCAUUGCAUAUUUCACUAUUGAUUAGUUAUUUUUAGCUCCUGAGAUUUGUGCUGUCUUGUUCGGGAAGCUAAGGCUUGAUUAUGAUCAUUCUGCUUAGUUUGUUUGCUAUAGAGCCCUGGCCAUUAUGAUGCAGUGUUAUUUCACUGGAAAGUGUGCCUCUUGUGGUCUAUAUGACAUCUGCCUCGGUUAGAGUCCAUGCUUAUAGGAAAAUUCAUGAACAAGAAAAGAGAAUACAGUACUAGCAUUUUAAUUUUAUAUUGUUAUGAGUUUGGGGUGAGAGAAGUAGGCUGUAUGCUUGAGCCCCUCUUCUAAUUCCUGUAUCCAGUACAUUCAUUUGCUGGAAUAUCCAGGCCAGCCUGGUAGUGGCCCUCUAAGUAUGGGUCCUUAAGGUAACAAAGGGAGUGGCUCUGUGUCAGAGGACAAAUAGGUAGGCCUCCCUCCCUCAACUGCCUGUUAGUUAAAAAUAAAAAGGGUCAGAGUAGGGAGUUGAGUUACUUGAGCUAGAAGCUGGAAGCAAAGCUGCAGGCUGCAAAAGCAGAGAGAGAGAGAGAGCCAUGCCUGAUUUCUCCUGGAAUCCAAGGUGGUGGCUAUGGAAGAAGCAAGACCCUCUUGGGUGUUAAUGUUGUGAACCCCUCCAUCACAUAAAUGCUCAGAUUGUAUAUAUGUGUUAAUAAACCAUAUAUCAUAAAGUCACCUCAGUCUCCGCUGUCCCUCAUUCCAAAAGAAACAUGAAUCCCUGGAAUCUUACACUGCUCAGAGAAUGGGGUAGCAUGCAAGAAUAUGUAGUGUGUGUCAGAUAAAUCAGCAGGUUAUGAUGUGGAGAGAUAUGGCCAAUUUAAAAUGAUUUAUGUUGGAUGGAUGUUUUGGGAUACCUUCUUGGUCUGAGAAGUACAGAAUUAAAAUUAUUUGCUGCUACUGCUGUCAUUCUGAACUUGACAGUUAUUCAAAAUACUCCUUGUGAAAUGAAAGUUAAGAGUUUUCCAUUGUUAUCUACAGAAAGGACCAAUGGAAGCCUUUUUCUAAGCCUGAUUGCUGUUUAGAUAUGGUUUUUGGGGUGGGUGAGUUUAUACCUGGAUAUGGAAGGGUUAACCCUCCCCUCUCUGUCAUGCAGUUCCCCUAACAAACGCAGUUCACUCAUUGGAGCCAAGGGGAUCCUUAUUAAAGCAUAAUUGCUCUGUUAGUGUGUGGGUGUGAGAGAGAGAGGGUGAAUGGGGUGGCCCAAUUCACUGCUUUGCUUCUCCCCACUGCAGAUAUGUGGUCACCAAAAGUUAGGGAAUGCAACCCUCAGGCUUAAAAUGAUUCUUCCUCCUACUCUAGUGAGUACUUGUGGAGCAGAUUUUGCUGUCCUUCAAAAUUAGACUUGCUAGGUAUGCCUGCCCUCUCUUUCAAUGUUACCAUUUUAAUUUGGGUUUUUUUGUACAUACAUACUGCUUUAGAGCAUAUGUCCUCUCCCUCAGCAGGAGCGUACGUCUUCUCUGGUACUUUAAAAGGAAAAGCAAGCCGUCUCUUCCGGUAUUGAUACUGUUCUACUUAACCAUGCAUGUUAUGGGGAUGGACCAGUGUUAGAAACUGGGAUAUGAACGCUAUGAGCUAAAUGACACCUUAAACCUAGGUUACGGACACAACAGCGGAAUGUUUAGGUGUGCUUUUUUAAUAACAAGAACACAAAGCUGAAAAUGAAUGAACUGCAGCUAAAAUCUUAUAUUCAUUUUUCACAUGGUCUAGUCCUCAUCUGAAGACUGCAAAAAACACAGCCAUGUUUCCCCUGCCUGCCCCCCUAAUAUUCUUAAGAGGGCCUCUUCUCCAGUCUUCAGAGUAUGACUGGAUGUGGAGAGGCAGAAAAAAGUCCUCCUUUCCUUCCACUCUGCAGUUUUAAUCUGAAUCUUAGGUGCAGUACUGUGCCUGGAGGUCAGAAACUGCUUGUGCUAAUGAAAUUCCUUGCUGCAAAAUGUGACUAGAACAAUGGGAGUUUUGAAUGCUAGGAUGGACUAUGGGAACUGGAUCUUGACCAGUACUACUCAAGCACUAAGAAUAAAAUUCAGGGCUUUUUCCUCAUCUGGAAAAGCUCAGACUCCUACAGCUCAGUCCUACAAAUAUCUAUUCAAAAGUCCUGUUGAAUUUGAUAGGGCUUAAAGGUAUAGGUUUACAGCCUUACAGUCAUGGACUUGCAAACUACCUAUGACACAUUAUCCAAAACGUGUGGUUUUGUGCUAUAAGCAGGGGUGAGCCUUGGGAUGGAGGAGUUUGGAAAGUUUUGCUUUCUUUUAGCUGUAGUCUGUUUUCUGGUGUAACAUAGUUAACGUUAACUAUGUUAACAGGUCAUGGUUUCUGAAGCUGGCUUGUUAAAUUAAGCAAAGUUAAUGCUAAUUACAGUUUCUAGUUUAGAAUAGGGUUACAUUUUGGCGAGUAUAAACUUGAAAGUACUUUGUCAGUUAACCAUCUAUAAUACUUUUUUUUAUAUUGAAAUUGGAAAAAUAAAGUCUAUUGCUCUCUUUUGCUAGGAUGCUGGUGGAAGUCAUCACAAAGUUUCUGUUUCUCCUGUGGUCCAUGUCCGAGGGCUCUGUGAAUCAGUUGUGGAGGCAGAUCUUGUGGAGGCGCUUGAAAAAUUUGGAACCAUAUGGUAUGUUUACUAUAUAUUAUAUCUUCAGUGACUCGAAAUGAACUUCGUAACGCAUUUAAAAAAGACUUCUUCAAGGCCUGUACUGGUACUCCUAAAUUGAAACAUAAGCCUCAAGCCUUGGAAUUACCAAAUCCUUCAGAAGUUAAUUCUGAGGCAAAUCAUUGUGCUCAUCUCCAUAUGGAAGCUGGGUAAGAGAACACUCUUAUUUCUGUGCUUCUAUAUUAGAUAUUUAUAUACCUUGGCUGCCAACUUGGCCUAUUGUUACAUGGACACAUGUGCUGUAGAUUUCAAACAAACUUCCAUGGAUUUUAAGAAAUGUAGGAGAUUUUCUUUGAGUUUGCAAUAGUAAUUGUUAUUGUGAAGUUUUUUAAGAUCAGUUGUAACUUAAUGAUUUAAUGAUGGCCUUAAAUGAUAAUAAUAAUAAUAAAUUUUAUUUAUAUCCCGCCCUCCCCAGCCGAAGCCGGGCUCAGGGCGGCUAACAACAAUAACACAGUACAAAAGUACAGCAUAAACAACACUCUAAAAUCAUUCAUGGCGCAUUAACGGUUAUUGUUUUUCCUGCAGCUAUGUGAUGAUGAUGCCAUUUAAACGCCAGGCUUUGGUAGAAUUUGAGGAUAUUGAAAGUGCCAAAAAAUGUGUGACAUUUGCAGCAGAUGAACCGGUAUAUAUAGCUGGACAACAAGCAUUUUUCAAUUACUCUACAAGCAAAAGAAUUACCCGUCCUGGAAACACAGACGACCCCUCGGGUGGGAACAAAGUUCUGCUCUUAUCAAUUCAGAACCCUCUAUAUCCAAUUACAGUGGUAUGUCUUAAUCUUAAGCAUAACUUUAAGUGACUUCAAUGCAUGAUAUUUUCCUUUCGAAGAGUUUUCUUUCUGUCUCAUAUCUUGCUCUGAUAAACUCUCAGACCCCUUGUUUGCAUUGAAUGUUAAUCUGAACCACAGCUUAGCAUGUAUGAGCAAAUAUGCAGACUCCCAGAGAGGAGAUUGUGGCUGUGGCUGUUUUGCUUCUUCUCUAUGCCAUGGUUUUGCUCAUCCUGUCAUCCAAACCUUGGCUUGUAGUUUAGUGCUCCCUAGACAAACCACAAGCUGUAACCAAGCACUGUUCUAUAGGUUGCAGCUUGUCUGGGAAGACUAAACUAUGAACCCAUGUUUGAACAACUCAGCAGCAGCAGAACAACAACCAGAAGGGAAGCAAAGCGGCUACAGUCUUCUAUACAGGGGUCUGUAUGUUAGCUUGUUCAUAGAAUCGUAGUGUUGAAAGAGACCACAAGGGUCAUCUAGUCCAACCCCUGGAAUGCAGGAUACUUUUGCCCAACAUGGGGCUCAAACCCAUGACCCCGAGAUUAAGAUUCUCAUGCUAAGCCAUGGUUUGGCUUUGUUGAGUGUCAACGAGGUCAUAUACUUUAAUCUUAUAAUGCAAAUGAAAGCAUCCACACAGAUCUGUACAUGUUAUUAUUUAUUUGUUCCAUGCCAACAAACAGUUGGGGAGGAUAUUAUUUCAUUCAACAGAGAUCUGUGCAGUAGAAGAGUUACUUUGGCUAGAUAAUUGUUUGGUUCUAAUCUAAAGUCUGUGGUGAAUGUUUUUGUACUCAACCAGCCCAUAAUAGGAAGGAAAAAGGAAGACAAUGAAAUUGCUUCCUAUUCAGCAACAUCUCACUACUUAUGUUUUUGCUUGGAACUGCCAAUCACUUACAUUUCUUUACAUUAUUCCGAUUUUACUUGUCAUUGGUUCCUGAUUUGUACACUAUAGUUGUACUUGUCUUAACGGAAAUCAUAUGAUACAGUUUUAAAUUAUAGUAUAGUAUUUUAAAAAUGUCUUUAAUUUAGUCAAAUUAUUCAAAGACAAAAACUCAAUGCAAUAUUCUAUAAACUAGUAUAUUUGUAGCUUGUCCCAGAUCACCCUUCUUUUAAACAUAUAGGGCAGUUGUGUAUGCACCAUGAUUCAUAGAGUCAUACUAUCUUUGUGUAAUGAAUAGCAUUACCCUAGCACUUUGGUAAAAUUCUUAUGUUCACUGGUAUUUUUAAGGUCUUGGGUUUUAGGGGCUACGUUUGAGUGAGCUUUUCCCAUUGUUUACAUUCUGCUUAUUCCCAAUUUAUAAAUGGUAUAUAGUAUAAGUUAAAAAUUAUUUAAAGACACAAAAACUUUGGCAAUCUAAGUAGUUGUUUGAAGCACAUAGAGAUAAAACCGAAUUUAGGCUUACUGUUUUGAUGAUAAACUAUAGCUAGAACGUUUCUCUACUUUUCUCUUACAGUUAUCAUAUUCUUGCAUUCCCUAUGUAGUUAUAUAUCUGUCACUGGGAUAAAUUUCUUGAUCUAUGUUUAGUACACAAGUGACUUCCUCUAAAAAAAAUUAGGUCCAAACUUUACCUGCUUAAAGGAGGCGAUUUUGUUAUUGUGUGCUAAUAACAUUUUGAAUAGUAUUUGCCAAGUAAAGCUUCAAAUACGGUAUCUGAAUAUUUCCCUCAUUCUUCUGUAGGACGUUUUGUAUACAGUGUGCAACCCUGUGGGAAAAGUACAGCGUAUUGUCAUAUUCAAGAGGAACGGAAUACAAGCCAUGGUUGAAUAUCCUUUUUGUGGUGACCUGUGUGUAUAUACUUCUGAAGAUUAUGUUCUAGGGAUUUCACAGUGGCCUCAAUAAGGGGAAGUGUUACUCUCAUGUUAAUCCUGUCAGGCAAACAACUGUGCUAGAGAACUAGUGAACUCAUCUCUGCAUAUCAUCCACCCUCUGGCUUGUAUCCCAUGGUGAGGGCAGUGUAGACUAUUACCUAAACUGGGGGUGGAGAGCUUGUGAUCCUCUAGAUAGUGUUUGAGUGCUGCUCCAGUCAUGCCCCAUCACUGGCCAUGCUGACUGCAGUUAAUGACCAGAGGAAAUCCAACAUUUGCUGGAGGGCCACGGGUUUUCCACGCCAUAUCUGUUCAUAUUUGACAAUGUAAAGAUUUUAAUGUAGUGCUCAUAGCAAGCACACUGCUCAUAUACCAGUCCUGUUUUAAAGUUGAACACAUUUUGGAAAUUACUUAUUUGAAAAGGUCAUAUAUGCAAUUUAAACCGAUAGGGUUGCUGUGGAUUUCAUGUCCUUCAUGUAUUAGUCAUUGACUCAUACAUAAAAUUGGUGUUUCUGCAUGGGUAAUUAAAGAGCCUUGAGCAACUUCUAGAUCUGUUGUGUUGUGCUCUAAAUUAGCUUAACUUGCAGCUGCUUGUUUUCUUGGUGGGGGGCACCGAUUUAAAUAACAAUCCUUAACAUAACUCAAGUUUGAAUCAGUUCUUUGUGCUCAGAAGGCAAAAGCAGCGCUCAACGGAGCAGAUAUAUAUGCAGGAUGUUGUACACUAAAAAUUGAAUAUGCAAGGGUAAUGAUCAUACUUUCUUUAGCUUCUAGACUGUUUUUUUGGGAGGAAAGCAAUGAUUAAGACUUGCUGUUUGUUUCUAUUUUAACAGCCAACUCGACUUAAUGUCAUUCGAAAUGACAAUGAUAGUUGGGACUAUACUAAACCAUAUUUGGGCAGACGAGGUAAGUGUUUUGGUAAUUGUACUAAAUGUGCAUUUAAAUAUAUACAUAUAUGCAGUUAGCUUGUCUAAUGUGUUAGUCACUUCAAGCCAGGUAUUUCUGAUGCAGCUCUUGUAAUAGGCAUCCUGACUUGUAAUCCUGGAAAAGAAUAACUCAACAUUAUUGCCCCUUGCUGGUUUAUAUUGAGCUAUUUAACAAGGAGCCCACACAUGCAAGCAUGUUUGCAAUACAAGGACUUGCAUUUCUCCAAGCAGCUCUCACUCUUUGGAGGAGAGGACACUGAUGCAGACUUUCCUUACAAACUACAAACUUGCACACUGCUUCUCCACGGAAAGGAUUUUCCUCACUUGUUGGACAAGGCAUUAAGAAGGAUAGAGGACUCCAGCAGGCUGACUCUACACUUCAUCAUGCACCACAUCGGCAUCAUCAACAGGCCCUCUGAAAAACCUCAGACUUGCAACUCACCUUGACUGCAUACUGCAUGCACCAUCACCACAAGCAUAUCAAGGAGGACCACUUACAGCACUUCUGGUUUGCAUGGCACGAAAAUACCAUGGUAGACUGUACCCAUUCUAAACCAGUUUGCAUGUGUUUCCAAUCUUAUGUCCCUUUAAAAUUACCAUUGUAGAAUGAAACACCAUAAAAUGGAAGAUCCAAACUCUUGUUUCUCUCCUGUACAUUGCGGUAACUUUCUUUCUCAAAUGUAAGAGAAAAUUGAAGUUAGGUUUUCCAGUGUAAAUGCUUUCUAAAGGACUGCACUUACUUUAAAGAUUAAUUGAAAUUUUGCUGUAUGCUGUCAAGUCCCCUCAAGCACCAGUAUUUGACACAAGGUCUAAUUUGUCUAAGCAUUUUUACUGCAAAGGCUAGUUUGAAUAACAACUGCAUGGAAAUGUUUAAAAAAAAAAGCUAUGUAGUUUGACUUCUGUAAAUGUUCUUUGUAACUGAAUGAUUUGUGUAUAAUUUGCUGUAAUGUACCUUUUGAAAAUCUAGGCAUUUAUAACAUGGAGGUGGGAACUUAACCUUACCAAGGUAGAGUAUCUUCUAAAUUUUAAACAUAGUGAAGGUUUCAACUUUCCUUUUAAUUAUUGCUGAAAGGUUGUUUUUACUGGUAGUGCUUUGGCUUGUAAAAAUGUAUUAUUUAAAGGUUAGGGCUUGGACAUGCAGAAUUAAGUGUUUGUAAAAGGUUAAUAAGGGGACUGCAGUAUUGGUUAGCAGAUUGUCCACCCGCAGUACGUUACAUUAAACGCUCACAUUCCUCCUCCCCCAAACUACCAAACUGGGAAGUCACUGAGUUAUAUUGCAUAUUGUAUAUUGUAUUAUGCAUAUUGUCUUAUUUAUAUGAUGUUAGCCGCUCUGAGCCUGGCUUUGGCUGGGGAGAGCGGGAUACAAAUAAAAUUUAUUAUUAUUAUUAUUAUUACCUUGGGCAAUUCAGGUGUUAAUUUUCUGAAAUACAUAGAUGCUAUUCAAGCAACUGGCAGGCAUGCAGUUCACACAGUAUUUAUGAACAGUGCCUUACCCCAGAAUAUUAAACGAUGUGAAAUGAGAAAUAUUGGAAGAAAACAAACCAGGUGCUUCCAAGUGUGUUACAAUGUUCAUUGGGAUUUUCAUUUUAUUUCACCAGCAAAUUCCAUGUCCUAUUGCAAACUGCUUUUGAAAGUGUUCUCGGUUGCCAUGUACUGGAGGGGCUCCUCUUUUGUGGGGGGAGUAGUGUAAGAUUCCCUGGGACAUAAGGAAUAAGUUGUGUGGCUCUUUAUAUCCAGUUUGCAUACUUUUUAUUUUGUACUCAAGUGGAGUUUCAUGCAGAAAGAGAGCUGAAUAUACUGUUCAUAGCUCAUUUUCUAGGGAAUCUGUAGUCCUCCAGAUUGUGUUGGACUCCCAAGUCCCAUCAACCACCACCAGCAUUGCCAGUAGCAGUAGUCAGGGAAGAUAGGAGUCGAACAACAUCCAGAGGGCCAUAGAUACCCAAUCCUUGUCCUAGACAAGAAGUGAUGGAGGGGAACAGAGAUACCGAUAUUCCUUUCUCCAAACAGGAUUGCAGUUUUGAGAGUUAAACAAUGUAUAGAAUCUGUUAUCAGCAAUAGACGUAAUAAUGCAGCACAGGGCAUGCUUGAGACAUUUCCUUUUGUGAGCAGCAUACUGCUUGAUAAGGAAAGAGUAGCUUUGUUAGCUAGCGAUGUAGUACUCACUGAGUUUCUUGGCUUUCUUACAAGAGUGGUCUACACAAAAGGGUCCUUGUGAUGGGCUGCUUUACAUGCAUUCUUCAAACCAUUCCUCUUAGGUUGUUGUCUGUUCCUCUCCCCACGGCCAACCAGUCUGCAAGAUUCUGGCUUCAGGGAGAAUGAUCUUUACAAAACAGGCUUCGGUUCUGGUUUCUUCAGACUGGAAACUGUGCCACAGUUUAGUGUUUAAAAUUUAAAGCAGGAGAUUUUAACUGAUGGCUGUUUUAAUUUAUUAUUUUACAUUUUGCAUCCUAGGCUUUUCUGUUAGGUAUGUCAGGUGGAAAAGAUUGGUUUUGCUCAAGGGUACCCACUGAUCUUCAGAACUUGGCGGUUUGAAAUGAAAUUUUUCAUUUCCCAAGCUGAAGACUGCCAUUGCAUCUUACUCGAACAUGUAAUUCUGGUGGCUGCUAUUUGCUACUUCCGUUGUAAAAAAAAUCCUGUCGUCUUAUGUAACUUCAGGGCUGAAUGAUAUGGCUAAUAUGUGAGAUGAAUAGCACUUCCAUGUCAGAUAGCACAUGCUGAAAACUGUGGAAGUUGCUUUCUAGUAAUGGGUUUGUGUUCUGGGUGCCACAACCUCUCUUUACUCUCCCACUAUCAAAGUCAAAUUAUUAUACGACUGUCUAAUUCCUUGAUUUAACCUAGGUUGUUUUUGCAGUCUCAAACAUUGGAAACAAAACUUGAAAUAUUGCGCAUUAUCUACACUGAGAUAGAACUGUUUGCGACUUCAGCUGGAUAUUUCUCAUUUCCCAUUGCACAAUCAGUUGAGGUAUUGGAACUUCAGAUUGCCUAAUGAAAAGAAGCAGUGAAAGUUAAAGCUAACUUGCUUGUUCUUGUAAUGCAGUUUUACUUGAUUAUUGCAAAUAAUUACUUUAGGUUGGUGUACUGCUUUUAUCCAGUACUGUUGACCCCUUGGUUAACUUUACAUUCUUGUAUAAAAUGCGGCUUGUUGAAAGAAUGUUUCCUUGUUAAAAGUGAUUAUAAUAGUGCAAUUUUUCAGCAUUGCAAUUAUACAAUAGACUGUAUUAGUAGUAUAGUAAUGUAUAGUCUUCACAGCACUUCCCCAGAUCAUAAGUUGUUGAUAUGAUUAUGUAUGUACACAAAUAUGGUACUCUCUGUUUACUGAUCAUGAAACCAUGUAAUACAGGUUUUUGUUGGCUUAUGCUGAAACUUCUUGAAAGAAGCCCACUUUGAAAAUGUGUUGCUGUUGAAGCUAAUAGUGUGAUUCAGGUACUGUCCUUUGAUUGUACUGCAUUUAGAACUUGUUUUUAUGAGAGUUAUAGGCAAUUUGUUCUCUGCUGUAUUGUGUGAUGUUAAGAGAAUUGUCCAGGCUUCUUAGGUUUAAAAUGUCAAAUCUUUUCAAACACAAUAUUCUCAAGCAAACAAUAGUUUUGGUAUCUGACAACUGUGUUUUGUGCUGGAGCAAAUCAACUUAAAACAGUUAGUUUACAGUAUGCAAAGAACAUCUUAAAAGUAACGUGGAUGUAUCAGGCUGGCCACUAUUGGACCUUUGCUCUGAUCCAGCAGGGUUCUUAACCAGAAAAUACUCCCCUCUGUCCUUACUGGUGAAGUUCCACUAUCUUUAAGCAGGAGUUGCUUUUGUUUAAUAAUGCUUUUUCCCCCUUUAGAUAGAGGGAAAGGCCGCCAGAGGCAAGCUAUUUUGGGAGAACACCCUUCAUCCUUUAGGCAUGAUGGCUAUGGUAAGUUAUAUGGCUUCCUGUUAUGGGUUAAGUUGGAAAAUAGGCCAAUACAGUUGUAAAUGUCUUGCUUCACUAUUCAGGCACCAGUUCCCACAUUUGUCUAGCUGCCCUCAUUGUGCUACCUGAACCAGCUUGCUUUGCCUUAGUACAGGGUAGGGAACCCCAUGCCCAGGGGUCAGAUUUGGCUCUGCAGGUCUCUUUAAUUUGUCGCCAGAACUCUUGCCAGGCUACUCCCCUCAUUGGCUUUGCUUUGCAUCCUGCAUGUUUAUAUCUUGCUAGAAUGUGUCCUUGAACUCUGAUGAUGCCUCUUUCUUGGCUGGAGGGCUGACAGAGGUGUGGGAGGCUGUGUAGAAACAAGCCUACUGUAAAGAGUUAAAAUUUACAUUUGUUGCUCCACCCACUUGCAUCUGGCCCUGCCCAUGAUCGGCAUGUGGCCCUCAGUAGGUUGUCCACGAGGGAAUUGGAUAGGGAGCCUUUCUCAUGCCCUAGUGCACUUAGGUAUAAAGAGGUAUUGAGUUUGCAUUCUGUUAUGGCUACAUGGUGCAUCCAUUUAUGACCAGUUUUUCAUGAUCUCAUUUUUAUUUUUAAAUGCCAGUACUUUUUUUUUUUUACACAGCUGAUUGUAAAUCAAGUUGUUAUUCUGUGAGCAAACAAGAUUUUUUUGUAAAUUGCAGUUAACUUUGUCACAGUAGAAAAUGAAACAUUUCUUAAUACUUCUCAUAUUGCACACAUAAAUCACUUCUAAAACUGAGGUUGAAACUUGCAGUAGCACACUUAGACCACCAUCUAACACUUAGGUGUGCUGAAGCUCAUUGAAAUCAGUACAGUAGAGUCCUUUAUUUUUAAGUCUCGCUUGUGGCUUUAGCUGUUUAUCCUGUGUUAGUCAACUGAUCAAUCGACCGCCCUGCUCUGCAUUCAUUAUCCGUGUAGAAGACCACCCCAAAUUUCUGCCUACAAUAUAUUUUUUUUAGCAAAAAUCAUCUUAUACAUGGAAAAAACAGUAUAUUUUGGUCGCUUGUGUUAACAUUCGUGUCUAGAUAAACAAGGUUUCAGUAGUUGAUGCUAAAUCUGCAUAGCCCAUUAUAGCAAAACCUAAAACUGGCAGCUUCUUCUUCUUUUUAUUAAAUAUUUUCUUGAUUUACAAAAGUGUGUGCAAUGUCUCUUUCUCGUUUAUAUUUUUUUCCCAUGUAACAUUUUUACAAAUCAGUUUCAUUUGUUGGGGCAUUGGGAAGAAAAGGGGGAAAGGGGGGGGAGAUGGGUAAAACUGGCAGCUUGUGAAACUUGGCAGCUUUAAUCUUCAUAUCAGAUCAAAUAAAACUUUUCCCAACCAAAUUAACUAGACAGUAUUUUUUCUUUAGGAUCGCAUGGUCCACUGUUACCAUUACCGAGCCGAUACCGAAUGGCAUCUCGGGAUACUCCAGAACUUGUUGCUUACCCACUUCCCCAGGCCUCCUCAUCUUACAUGCAUGGGGGCAACCCCUCUGGUUCAGUUGUCAUGGUUAGUGGAUUGCACCAGCAAAAGAUGAACUGCUCAAGAGUUUUCAACUUGUUCUGCUUGUACGGAAAUAUUGAAAAGGUAAAAGAAAAAGUCUAGGCACAUAAUAAUAAUAAAAAAAUAAAAAUAAAAUAAUUUUAUUAUUUAUACCCCGCCCACCUGGCUGGGUUUCCCCAGCCAUUCUUAAACUUAAAAGAAUAAUGAGCAAUUACUGUGAAGAGAAACCAGAGCUACGCAUAUUCCAACCAAAUUGGAAAAUGUCCUAAGUUACCAUCCUUUAAACUGUAUUGUCUUUUUCUUCCAAAAAACCCCAACAACCCUGCAGGUGAAGUUUAUGAAGACUAUUCCAGGCACAGCUUUAGUGGAAAUGGGUGAUGAAUAUGCUGUUGAAAGAGCAGUCACGCAUCUCAAUAACGUCAAAUUGUUUGGGAAGAGACUUAAUGUUUGGUAUGUGUGCAUUUCAUCUUACUACUAAAGCUAAAGCACGUCUUUAAUGUGUAAGUUGUCUAGCAGUGUAUAAUACUAAAAAUGCUGCUGAAUAAAGUGGUUUUUUUAAAGAAUACUGUUCUUAUAUGCAAAGAGUAAACUUUGUUAUAACACUUCAUUAAUGUAAAUACUUCUAUAUUUGAUAUUCUUCAAUAACUUGACAAAUGUCACUAAAGUGAGACAUACAAGUGAAAUGUUGAUUAUACCUUUGAGUUCAUAUUUUGUAUGUUAAGAAAUUUGCUUUGUGAAUUCCAUAACAAAGAUCCCCCUCCUUUUUUUUUACACUCCCCAAAGUUGUUCUUAAAUAUGUACUCUUUAUUUGUAGUGUAUCCAAACAGCAUUCAGUUGUUCCUAGUCAGAUAUUCGAGCUGGAAGAUGGGACAAGCAGUUACAAAGACUUUGCAAUGAGCAAGAACAAUCGCUUUACCAGUGCGGGUCAAGCUUCCAAGAAUAUCAUUCAGCCACCAUCCUGUGUGUUGCAUUACUAUAAUGUUCCACUAUGUGUGACUGAAGAGAGCUUUGUAAAGGUAGGAAGCUGCAGGAGUCAUAGCUGUUAAAGUGUAAUUUAGGUUUCAGAUGUCAGUAUUUAUUAACCUCCUUAAAGUAGACUCCAUUUUUUAUAUCUUAGAUCAGGGAUGGGGAACUGGAUCUGGCCAGUGAGCUGGAUCUUGCAGCUACAGAGAGCCAGUGUGGUGUAGUGGUUAAGAGCGGUAGUCUCGUAAUCUGGGGAACCGGGUUCGCGUCUCCGCUCCUCCACAUGCAGCUGCUGGGUGACCUUGGGCUAGUCACGCUUCUCUGAAGUCUCUCAGCCUCACUCACCUCACAGAGUGUUUGUUGUUGGGGAGGAAGGGAAAGGAGAAUGUUAGCUGCUUUGAGACUCCUUAAAGGGAGUGAAAGGUGGGAUAUCAAAUCCAAACUCUUCUUCUUCUACUACUACACUCACUACAGGCCAAUUUUGAUAGGUGGGUGGAAGCACACACCAGUCAAUAAUAUGACAUGUGAUGCCUAUCAAAGUAAAAAGGGGAUCGAUGUAACCACUGAUCAGCUGAUAGACAGUUAUAGCAAUCUCAUUUUAAGGUGAAUUCCCAGCACCGGUUGGCUGAAUCUGGUUGGAAUGCACCUUCAAAGAGACUUGUUGCUGUAUCAUAGACUGGUUUGAAUUGAGGCCGUCUGCUAAAACGGAGGGGAAAACCAUUUUAGCAAGCGGUUUAAAGGCAAACCAUUUUCCGCUCAUGGUGCAGUUCCUUUCGAAGGUGCUCUCCCACUGCCAUUCAGCUGAUUGGCGGUGGAAGUAUGCUUUGCUUCAGUAGCAUGACACCAUUUAUGCUUGCUAAAAUGGAAGAAAAAACCUCUUGUUUUAGCAAGCUAUUUUCAUGCAGACCACUUCAAAACAGAACACUUGGGUGCACUAGAGAGUGGGGCCCAUCCUGGACCUAAUGAGCUCUGCAGGCUGGAGGUUCCCUGGUGCUGUCUUAGAUGCUUAGAUGCUUUAAAAGUAAGCUAAUCAACCAUUUUGUGCCAAGUGUCCUCCUUAUCCCAGAAAUCGCCAGUUUCUGCAGCUCUGAAGUGACAUCCUCUAGAAUUAGAUUGUUGAUGUUUAAUGAACCUAUUUUCACUUUAUUGUUCCAGCUGUGUGAUGAUCAUGAAGUUCUGUCUUUUAUCAAAUACAAAGUAUUUGACCCAAAGCGUAAGUGAAUAUUUGACUUUAUUUAAGUGCUCAAAGAAUCCUAACUUACCGAUGGUGGUGUGAAGCAAACAUUUUAAACUCUUGUUUUGACAGCUUCAGCCAAAACACUUUCUGGUCUGUUGGAGUGGGAAUGCAAGACAGAUGCAGUGGAAGCCCUUACAGUACUUAAUCACUACCAGAUAAGAGUCCCUAGUAAGUCACUGUAUUGAAACUUUCUUAAAGGGUUUUAUUGAUUUAUUUUAAAGAAUUUAUAUGCCAUCUCACUAAUAUAAUACCAAGACUGUGUGCAAUAAAACAAUCCAGUACACCAGCGGUGUUCAUGGCACCCUGGGGUGUCUUGAAUGAUGGUCCGGGGUGCUGUGGGCAACACUGGCCUUUGUCAGUGAAGGACAAUGAAGAAAACAUGUAAAAUGGUAACUGGUAACUUUCUCUGCCCUAAAGUGAAAGUAAGAGCAGAGGCCUUGAUUUACAAGCUCCGUAUCUAGUAGUCAUUCUUUGUGAGUGAUGUCACAGGUAAUAUCCAAUAGCAACUUGGUUAAUUUGUGUACCCACUUACCAUUCAGUGACCACAACAGCAAUAGAUGUAUUAGGAGAAAACUGUGUUGUCCAUCAAGACGAUAAUGCUAUUUAAAUGGUCUGAUUGUGUGAUACUUCUGCAUCAGAAGUGCAACUGUGAUGGAAGCCAUGGGAACAACACCCUAUAAAGCCAUGGAACUGGUUUCUUAGAAAGACAGUAUUUUCUUUCUAGGGGAAAGGUUUGGUUGAGUUUUGAUGCAUUAUGCACUGGCAUGCUAGAAAUAGAUUCUAGUAUUUUAGUAGCAGUUUUUCACAGUAGUUAAACACUUGCUUAAAGAAAUAUCUUUUCUCAGACAAACAGGCUGACAUAAGGCACAAAACCAUCCAAAGUGACAUUCUUAACAGUUUCCCUUUUAUCUUGCAGAUGGCUCUAAUCCUUAUACCUUGAAGCUUUGCUUCUCUACUUCCUCCCAUUUGUAG
Podarcis lilfordi (Lilford's wall lizard) is the source of this 17166-nucleotide messenger RNA. Lineage: Eukaryota; Metazoa; Chordata; Lepidosauria; Squamata; Lacertidae. The record is from the annotation of a GenBank genome assembly.